AUGGAAGUAACAAUCGAAGAAAAGAAAAUUCAAGUAACAGAAAGCAUCAUCAGAGAAUCUCUCCAAAUUGAGGAUAGAAUUGAGUACCCCAUGGAGAUUGACGUUCAUCAAACUGAGGAAAUCUUAGAGCAUAUGGGAUACGAAGGAACUUUUCCUCCUACAAUCAAGAAGUUGCUUCCUCAAUGCUGGAAGCUUUUGGCCCAUGUGUUCGUGAGUUGCAUUUCUGGCCGGAGAUCAGGAGCAAACGAGAUUUCUUUGGCCAACACUGGUGCCAUUGCAGCAUUGGCAGCAGAGAAUGUUAGAGAAGAAUCAGAAGAACAAUCCAUGCCAAUGGAAAAUGAAGAUAUUCCUCACUCUCCCACCAAGCUGGAAGUGGAGGAGAUUCAUCACUCUCCCACAGCUUAUGUAGCUGAUGAGCAUGAUAAUCUGAAAGAAAAUGAUUCAAAAUCUUCUCGAGAGGAUGAUGAAAAUGAUCUCUAUGAAGAUAUGGAGUUUUUGAAAGAAAUCGACUUUACAGGAAUCAAUGACGACAUUCCAACAAACAUAGAGUUUGAUUUUGGUGAUGAAGAUUUUGAUCCUUUUCUUGAUAUUCCCAGUAGCCGUCCCUUGGAUAUCACAACAAGCCAAGGAGAUGUGACAUCAGAGAUUCCUCCCUUUGUGUCACCUGUCUCAACAUCAUCUCCAGUCAUUUCUGACUUAACUGAACCUCAGACUUCUCAGACUUCGAUAAGAACAAGCCAAUCUCUUGAAAGUAUGGAGGUACCCUCUGUAAGAUGUGCUCCUCAAGUUAUUUCAACAAUCACUGCAACCUCUGCUCACUCUCCUCCAAAUCAGACUGAUGAAGAUGAAGCUUCUAUUAGAUUAGUAAAAUAUCUGGCUCAAUCUGGUCCAACCUCUUCACACGGGAAAGGAAUAUCAUUUAACGAGGGUCGGACAGAUGAUGACAAAUCCUCUUCGUCUGAUCUCCGAGAGGAAAUUAGAAUUCUCCGCAAACAGCUCAUUGAAAAGUCAAUUCAAAUGGAUCAGCUUUCUGCACAUAUCUUUGAGCUCGGGGCAAAGGAUGAAGAAAAGACCAAACAAAUCAAUGAUCUACAAACGAGUCUUGGAUAUGUUCUAGCUAAUUAUUUCAAUCUCAAAAACAUAUUGUAUGAUGCUUUUGAUGAAGAAGUCAAAGCCCUCUUCCAACAGCCUCAUGGAGUAGUUGAUCCUCCUUCUGUUCAAUCACCUCCUGCAACUGAAGAUCUACCUGUCAACCCACCUGCUCCAAGAACAACUACAAUUGUCAACAGGUUUGAAAAAGAAGCAGAAGGAAGCAGAGCAAGAAUCACAAUCAAACAGGGCAAAAGAAUCGUAACUGCAAAUCAAAGCGAAGGCCUUUUAUUCAUGAAAAAUUCUAAUGAAAAUCGCAAAACAAGAGACCCUGUCUCGACAAUAAUGGAUUUGAAGAAAAGAAAGUUUGGUGAUGAGUAUGGUGACAGGACAGGAGCAUCUGAAUGUUACAAAAGCACCCAUGAUUUCAACUCGUGGACCAAAAUCGAUCUAGCUGAAUUAUCCAGGGCCCCAUUCCAUAACCCCUCUAAAGAUCCUAAUGCUUCAAAUUUCAAAAGAUUUCUCGACAGACAGCCUGCAACUAAGAAACAAAAGGAAAUUCCUAUUCCUCAACAUUUUCAUGAGGGAUAUCUGGAUGACAUGAAAUUUUGGGCAUAUGAUGACGAAACUACUACUGCAACUAUAAAAUUUAAAAAUCAGGAACAUGUUCUAAGAUUGAUUAGUGCUAAAGAUCUUCUCCGUUUCAGAGAAAGGGAUAUACGAACUUUGGCUCGUCAUCAAAUCAUUUGCAGAAAAGAUGCCAUGGAAGCUGCCGCUAAAGAAUUCACUGCAAUGGUGGCUACGAUCAUAAAAGGAAGAUUGUGGAUGGGAUCGAUGGGGACAUCAGAUAUGAGGUUGUUUGAAAAGUCUGCUGAGGAGCCAAAAGAGUGA
This is a messenger RNA of Lactuca saligna, 1980 nucleotides long. Lineage: Eukaryota; Viridiplantae; Streptophyta; Magnoliopsida; Asterales; Asteraceae. The record is from the annotation of a GenBank genome assembly.